Molecule: messenger RNA, 534 nt
Organism: Moesziomyces antarcticus
Lineage: Eukaryota; Fungi; Basidiomycota; Ustilaginomycetes; Ustilaginales; Ustilaginaceae
Product: mitochondrial import receptor subunit tom22
Exons: 2
Coding region: 1-534 (177 amino acids)
Biological process (GO): intracellular protein transport
Cellular component (GO): mitochondrial outer membrane
Source: RefSeq, a predicted model, not a curated record
AUGGUUCGUCUCGAAGAGGUUCCCGACGAGGAGAUCCUGCGACAGCAGCGUGCCUCGACUGCCGCUGCUGCUGCGGCCGACGACGAUGACUGGGAGGAGGAAGACGACUCGGAUGCCGAGUCCGACUUCUCUGACGACUCGGAAGUUUCGGAGCGCGGCCUUGCGCUCAAGGAGGAGACGGUGUGGGAGCGCAUCUCUGCGCUGCGCGACAUCAUUCCCCCUUCCACACGCCGCUCGAUCGCAUCCACAUUCAACACCACCACAUCCUACGCCUUCACCGGCGGGCUGCUGCUCGGCAAGCUCGGCUGGGUCGUCACCACCUCGGCGCUUCUCGUAGGCCUGCCCUUUGCACUCGCCGUCGAGGACGAGUCGAGGAUUGUGGCGCAGGAGAAGGAGAUGAUGGCCCAGCAGCAGGGCGCUCAACACAUGCUCGCCCCCGCAGGCGCCUCCGGCGCACCGGCACAGGGCCAGCAGGCUGGACAGUACCAGCCACAAGCACAGGCUCCCCAGGGCCUCCGUCCCCCCGGCUUCUAA